This is a messenger RNA of Stegastes partitus (bicolor damselfish), 565 nucleotides long. Its product is annotated as ictacalcin-like. Bases 117 to 398 code for a protein of 93 amino acids. Gene Ontology annotation, cellular component: cytoplasm. Gene Ontology annotation, molecular function: calcium-dependent protein binding; calcium ion binding; transition metal ion binding. The transcript is spliced from 3 exons. Lineage: Eukaryota; Metazoa; Chordata; Actinopteri; Pomacentridae. The record is from RefSeq and is a predicted model, not a curated record.
GAUGCAGGGUGUGGUGAUGUAUAAAACAUCCUUCGUUCCUGUCUCUUCACCAAAACAGCCCCUCGAAGCCUGACUUUCACUCUCCGGUCCUUUGACAUUCCAGCCCUGCCAUCAUCAUGAGUGACGUCGAGACAGCGAUGAAGCUCCUCAUCAAAGCCUUUCAUAAAUACUCCGGCAAGGAGGGAGAUGCCAGCACCCUGACUAAAGGGGAGCUGAAGGACCUUCUUCAGACUGAACUGGCGGGAUUUAUUGGUAAAUCCACCGACAAGGCAGGAAUAGAUAAAAUCUACAGCAACCUGGACUCAAACUCCGACGGCCUCGUGGAUUUCACGGAGUACGUCACCCUGGUGUGCUCCAUCACUACGCUGUGCAACGACUACUUGUGCGGCAAGAAAUGAGGAUCCAAGCGCCACCUUGGGGCCAGCUGAGAGAGCUGCCUCUCUGUGAAAGAAGAAAUAAAUAUUUACCCACACUCAACAGCACUAACGCACACUAAAAGAUGAGAAGGAAGUCAUGAAAACAUUAUAUUGUAAUGCAAAAUUAAAUAAACUUUUCUUCAAACGAC